GCCUCGGAUAAUAGACUUUGUUGUUCUACUCCUUGGCUGGUUCCUAGAAACUGGAGCGAUGGAAGUUUCAGCAUCAGUUAUUCAUUUCUCGAAAGUUUCGCAACCGAAGUCAUCCAAUUUUCGGAGGAACAAGGCGAACGAGCGUAAUCGAGACGAGGAUACUCGAAAAACAAGCCGGUGUUACAAGCGGAAAGUGACGCUUACAUCCCCCCCCUCCACCCCCCCAUUCCGGGUAUACGUGAAUGACGAAUGAUCAAUUAUUCGAUUUCAAUGAAUAAUUGCCGAAUGGAAUUGUCGACCGUACGAAAACGUAUUUUCGCAUUAUAUGUAUUUUCGCGGGUGUUGACGCUAUGCUUGAACGAAUAGAGCGGAAUUCUAUCCGUACAAUAGCGCAGACAUCACCGUCAAAAGAUGAUAGCCUCCGGUGAGGUAUAAUUAUGCGGUGCAACGAUUUAAUUACCAACGGGACGUCGUCGAUAACAAUUAAUGUCCGUUUGUUACAAAGCUCGACGCCUGCGCUUUCGAACAGCGGCGCUAGAAUUUUUUUUUUUUUUUUGUUUUUUAUUCCUUUCAACACAUCGCGAAUCGAUCACGUACCCGUACACCGCACUUGUAACGGGCGUGUAUCGCAUUAUGAAUAAUAAAUCUUAACUGCCCCCUACGGCUUCGGACCCAUUGGUCAAUCGAUAUAUAACACGGGAGCUUUGACGAUCCUUGACAGGAUAUUGCGAAUAAAUAUUCACCGGGCAUCCGCGUUCCCGAUGUUCGACCAUGAGAGAGUAGGCGGGAUGCGGGGAGAGAGAGAGAGAGAAAGAAAAAUAAAAAUAAAUAAAUAAAUAAAUAACAAUAAAAACAUAUUCCAUAAAAGUAUCGUGCAGUUGCCUCAACAGGUUGGACAUCGUUGGCAAUACGGCGGACCUACGUAGGCAUGUGCAUCAACGUUUGCAACGCUGAUCCCGCUGGAUUCCCUACACUUCGUUUCCAUCGGUUCGGUGGCAACAACAACAUAAACUCACCCGACCCGAGUUCCGAUCGCAAUCUAUUUAUAACCGUAGUCGUUCGCGAGAAUCGGCGCGCUCGAGUCUGACGGAUUCGACCUUCGGGCUCGGGGCGUGUUACGGUUACAACCGUUGGGAUUGAAGCCCGAGCAUAGAAUCGGGUAUAUCGGAAUGUUUACUUUUACAAUCGAGGCUGUUGUUACAAUUGAGCGUGGAGCGGAAUUUCCGUUUCACUCAGUCUCAACUCGGCCCGCCGUGGCGUCGUACGUCGUACGUCGAUCUUCGAUUAAUUAUAAAAUGUACGCGGUGUUUACAGGUGUACGAAAAUAGCGGUGCAACUUAUUCUUCGAUUCUACGCUGCGGUCGGAAAAAUCGCUACGAGGAUGCUUCCGUCCGAAACGUUCCGGACGAUCUUUGCGCCGUUCCAGGGAACCUCCACGUCGCGGGCGGUAUCCCGAUCCCCCCGAGAGCCACCGGACGCCGAGUCGCCCUACCCUCUCGACCUUUGGCGGAUUUCGUCGAGCCCACGGCACUCCGCGCGACGAUAUGACGAAUCUCUGCCGCACGCUGCUGUGGAUGUGCUGGUUCCUCGUGUUGAUCGAGUGCUACGAGAAACCGAAGAACCACGACGAGGAGGACGAGAGCUCGAAACUCAUAAGGAUCGCGGGCGACAUCAUAUUCGGGGGGAUAUUCCCGAUGCACGAACAGGUGCCGGGUACUCUGGGGCAAUCGCCCUGCGGGGCCGUCAAGGAGGAGAAGGGAGUCCAGCGUCUCGAGGCGAUGCUCUACGCCCUCGACGAACUGAACAACGACACGACCCUCCUCCCGAACACCACGCUGGGCGGACUGAUCCUCGACUCGUGCAGCAGCGAUACCUACGCCCUUGACCAGAGCAUGGAGUUCGUCAGAUCCUACAUGAAUCAGGAUAUGUCCGAGUACAAAUGCGAGAGCGGGAAACCGCCGGUUUACGUCCCGCACAAACCGGUUACCGGAGUGAUCGGAGCGUCCUUCAGCGUGGUCUCCAUCAUGGUGGCGAACAUCCUGAGACUGUUCAAGAUACCUCAGCUGAGCUACGCCUCCACGAGCACCGAACUCUCCGACAAAAGCCGCUUCGAAUACUUCAGUCGCGUGGUGCCCCCGGACAAUUUCCAGGCUCAGGCGAUGGUCGAGGUCGUGCGCCGACUGGGAUGGAAAUACGUCUCCACCGUAGCGGUAGAGGGCGAUUACGGAGAGAAGGGCAUCGCCAGUUUCACGUCGCUCUCCGUCGAGUACGGGAUCUGCAUAGCGGUCAGCGAGAAGAUACUGAGGAACUCGAAACCGGAGGACUUCGAUCGCAUCGUCGAGCGACUAGGCGGGAAGCACAACGCCCGCGGCGUCGUCUUGUUCGUCGACGAGGACAACACCAGAAAGCUGCUCCAGGCGACGGUCAGGGCGAAUCGGACGGGCCAUUUUCUUUGGAUCGGGAGCGAUUCGUGGGGCGCAAAGGUCUACCCCGUGAGGGACCAGGAGUCAGCCGCCGAGGGGGCGAUCACCAUACUGCCGCGAAGAAACUCCUUGGAAGGUUUCGACAAAUAUUACAGGAGCCUCAGACCGCGAAUGGGCGAGGACGAUUGCGGCAAACAAUCCGAGAGGAAUAUACCGCACCCGUUAUUGCCGGGGAAGUUGAUCAACUGUCGCAACAUUUGGUACAGGGAAUUCUGGUCGCAGCAUCACAAAUGCAGCUUCGGACCGGCGGUACCGCCGGGUGCGAGGAAAUGCACCGGGGACGAGGAGCUCGUCGAUUACGAACAGGAGGGACUCGUGCCCUUCGUAGUCGACGCGGUCUACGCCAUGGCCUACGCGGUUCACAACAUAAUAGAAGACGAGUGCGUUCGAGGGCGUGGAACGGCCCAUUAUCUCUGCGAGACCCUGAGACCCGCACCACAGGGGCAACAUCUUCUCCACUACAUACACAACGUGACCUUCAUCGGUCGUCAAGGGACGGAGAUCAAGUUCAACGCGGACGGUGACGCUUACGGGUUUUACAACAUAUAUCAGUAUCAGCACAGCGAGGAAGGGCGGUUCGACUACACGCCGAUCGGAACGUGGAAAGAAAUACUCGAACUAGACGUCAAUAUGACCAGGUGGGCGACCGGACCCGGCGAGGAGAACAUACCGAGGAGCACCUGCAGCGAGAGCUGCCCCCUCGGUCACGUGAGGAACUUUCAGGAAGCCUGCUGCUGGAGCUGCGUCGCUUGUCGCGAGGACGCCUACGUGUUCAACGACACCUGUCGCAGCUGCGAUCCGGGCUACGCUCCCGACAAGACGAAAACGCGAUGCCUGAAACUGGCGGCCGAGGUGAUCCCCUGGAGCAGCCCCUGGGCCAUCGUACCCCUGACCUUCGCCUCCGUCGGGAUUCUCAGCACCCUCUUCACCACCGCCGUCUUCGUCAGAUUCAACCGCACCCCGGUGAUAAUGGCGUCCGGUAGGGAACUCUGCUACGUCCUGCUAGUCGGUAUUCUAUCCUGUUACGGUAUGAGUUUCGUGAUUCUGAGCAAACCGACCACCUGGAACUGCACCUACCUGAGGAUCGGCCUCGGUCUUUGCCUGAGUAUCUGCUACAGCGCUAUACUGACGAAAACGAACAGGAUAUCGAGGAUUUUCAAUCAAGGGAUAAAGAGCAUCAAGAGGCCCUCGUACACCUCGCCGAGGAGUCAGGUGGCUAUCGCCAUCGGGAUCACGGCAGUCCAGCUAAUCGGAGCUAUAGCCUGGCUGGUCAUCGAGCCCCCGGACAUCAAAGAGAUCCACCCUUACCCCCUGACCGCGGUACUCACCUGCCGCGUCUCCACCUUCUCCCUCAUGAUGUCCCUCGUCUACAACAUGAUACUGAUACUCAUGUGCACCCUGUACGCUUUCAAGACGCGAAAGAUACCGGAGAACUUCAACGAGGCGAAGUACAUCGGAUUCACCAUGUACUCCACCUGCAUAGUUUGGCUCGCCUUCGUACCAAUUUAUUUCGGCACCAACAACGACUACAAGAUCCAGAUCGCCAGCAUGUGCAUGUGCAUAAACAUCUCGGCGACGGUGGCUCUCGGUUGUCUAUUCACCCCCAAGGUCUACCUCGUGCUCUUCCAGCCGUACAAAAACGUCAGACCCGGUCACGCGAACACCGCGCAGAGCCAGGGGACGAGCCGACCGGCGUACAGCAUGAGGUUUUCCGGGGCGAGGAGCCAGACGAUGCAGAGCGUGACCUCCGGUUCGAGGAGCAGUCCGCCGAGGCAGACGCGUGGCGAGUCGAACGCGAAGCAAUCGAACGGCGAACACCAGGCUCUGGCGAGCCCCUCGGUGGAGGAGACCUCCGUUAGCUAGGUGGCUCUGAUACACCUCCGUCAAGGUCCUCGGGAUCGGCGAAGCUCGUCGGACCCCGACGAGAUAUCGGGGUCGCCGACGGACGUGGCGGAGGUGUAUGAACGUAACGAGGGAAAAUUGUCGACGGUAGCCGAAUUAUCCGAGCUCACCGACACGCCGACGCCACCGGCGCACGACAGGUCGGACGGAUCGGGGAAUCGGGGCGAUCGCUCGGCCUCCGGCUCGGUACAGUCGAACGACUCGCCGGAGGACUCGAAAUCGGGGGUGCCCACCAUCUCGGCGACGUUGAGGAUGCGCCUGGGCGAAGAAACGACGUCGUUCCGUCAACCGACGUCGGAAGAAAAUUUCGAUAAAUCCCGACGAUGUUCCUCUUCGACAUUCAGUCGUCGAAGAAUAGUUUCCAGUUGCGUAUCCGAUCGUGGCUGCGAAUCGGACAAUUGAAAGAGAAAUCUAAUCACAGCCGCAUAUCGAGGGCGUUGGAUAUCGUUAUCAACCCCUCCUGGUCAAGAUAUCCGUUCGAAUUAUCCGGUUCGACGAAUCGGUGCGAAUCGAGAAUACCGGAUAUUAUUAUCCGCCGAUGAGCGAAGCUCGUGGAGCCGAACGAGGCUCUGCUUGUCGUUCCUUUUAUCUGUAAGGUAUUUAUCUGAAAUUUAUUUCAAAUAGAUAUAGAAUGGGGAGGGGGGUAAAAAAAAUUGAACUUGCGGCACGAUAAGAAUUGUUAGUUAUAAGAAUUGUUGAAUACGAAUUACGUGAGAUAAGCUAUUACUUUAAGGUAUGCUAAUGAUCACAUGUGUAUAAUUAUGGGUUCGAACUCGCGAACUUUUUUCGUCAAUUCGUAGUCUAUACAUAUAUACUAUGUAGAGUAGUUGCAGGUGGUUCUUCAUUAGUCGACGAUUCUUAGGGAGAAUUUUUCAAUUUCGUUUUUGCUGUUUUCUUCAUUUUGUUUUUUUUUUUUUUCUUUCUUUUGUAUCAUUGUAGACAUUUUUGGGACGCAGAUCGUUAUCGCCGAAAGUAAAUUAUCUAUAAUAACACGUUACAUUGUAAUAUACAUAUUGAAUCGUACGUUGAAUUAUAUGAAUAUAUCAUAGAUUGGUGCCUACGAAACGUAGGUUUAUCAAUAUCUUUUAUGAAAUGUGAAAUUACUGGACGCUUAUGUACCUAUACAUAAAAUUAAGACGAAAGACUAUUAACAAAUAUUAGGGAUGUAACUUAAUUUGAUAAUUAUAUAUACAUAUAUAUAUAUAUACUAUACUCGGUGGUCGUAAUUACGUACAGUGCUAUUAUCACAUAAUGAGAAACGAUCCAAUUAGCAUAAACAACAUUAUAUUAUGCUUGAUAUGAUAACGAAUACGUACGUAAGAUUCUAAGACGAAAGAAAAAAAAAAAAUACUCGUUUCAAAGUUGCGCAGCGAUUCUUCCAGAUAAAUUAUAAAUUAAAAAACGUACGCAACGUUAGGUAGGUAGGAAUAUUUAAUUACACGUAUAGAUAUCGUUAGGGAUGUAAAUAAAGAAAUUAGAUUACGAAAAAUACCGACGUGUAAUAGAAUUGUAUCGGUUUGUAAAUUAAUGAGGUAUGCCUACGUGUAUCACGGGUACGUGCGAAUGAUUGUAUGUGACGAUAAACGAGCGCGUCCAACGCGUGUACACCUCCGAAGCAUGAUGCGAAUAUUUAAUUGUUAUCUCCGUCGAAUACCAAUUCGAUGUUAUUUUUUUUCUCGUAGAAAUAUAGCAAAAAAAAAAAAAUCAAUGCAACGAAGGCAUCGCUAUUGAUAGGUAUACGUAAUACAAUCAACCUGUGCAAUCAGACUGCGGCCAAGAGACGAGUAGCAAAAACUAGCCUUAUACUGUAUUAGCGGAGAAAAAAGAAACAACAAUCAUGUACCUAUAUUCUAAUUCGAAAACAAAAAAAGAAAAAAAAAUUUAUUAAAAAAUUAACAAAUCAGCACAAGGUACCCGGUACCCUGUCACCUCUGUGCCAACGAUGCAGGACUGUAAAAUAGGACGAUCGGAACGAGACCUCGACUGAAAUGUGAAUUGGUAUCCACUUCGCGAAUGACAAAGUUCCACCCUAAAUUACCUCUCCACCAGAAAUUUGAAACUUUUAACGUGCGAAACGUUGGACGGAAUGGUACGAACGAAGAUUUUAGUCGAUGGUCCUCCGGCGAACCGAAAAUACGUAGAUUGUUCUGCGGAGACGAGUUACGAUGUAGAUCGAUGGUGUGUUUAAUAUAUUCUAUAAUAAAUGUUGUCGAGAAAAUUUGUUAUAUAUUGAAGAAUAUGAACAUGUUAACGUUAUUCGGUAAUCAGUUUAUCAUUCUCCAGCGUAUAAAAAAUACAUUAACGUUAUACAGUU
Molecule: messenger RNA, 6699 nt
Organism: Athalia rosae (coleseed sawfly)
Lineage: Eukaryota; Metazoa; Arthropoda; Insecta; Hymenoptera; Athaliidae
Product: metabotropic glutamate receptor 7
Exons: 18
Coding region: 1545-4346 (933 amino acids)
Biological process (GO): G protein-coupled glutamate receptor signaling pathway; regulation of synaptic transmission, glutamatergic
Cellular component (GO): membrane
Molecular function (GO): adenylate cyclase inhibiting G protein-coupled glutamate receptor activity
Source: RefSeq, a predicted model, not a curated record